Molecule: messenger RNA, 971 nt
Organism: Syzygium oleosum
Lineage: Eukaryota; Viridiplantae; Streptophyta; Magnoliopsida; Myrtales; Myrtaceae
Product: peptidyl-prolyl cis-trans isomerase CYP18-2
Exons: 6
Coding region: 145-639 (164 amino acids)
Biological process (GO): protein peptidyl-prolyl isomerization; protein folding
Cellular component (GO): catalytic step 2 spliceosome
Molecular function (GO): peptidyl-prolyl cis-trans isomerase activity
Source: RefSeq, a predicted model, not a curated record
ACCCCUUGAAGAACCCACGCGAGUUUCCCCAGUUGCCGAGCUCGCAUUUCGUCGAGCAUUUGGAGGUCGGCUCCCCAUUUCUCUGCAGCGAGAACCUCUCGAGCUCCUCUCGGCGAGGCCUCGUGCUUGCUUCGUGCGCAGAAGAUGUGGGCAAGCGCGGAAGGAGGUCCUCCCGAGGUCACUCUCGAGACCUCCAUGGGUUCUUUCACUAUCGAGCUAUACUUCAAGCAUGCGCCGAGAACUAGCAGGAACUUCAUCGAGCUCUCUCGGAGAGGUUACUAUGAUAAUGUGAAGUUUCACCGCAUCAUCAAGGACUUCAUCGUGCAAGGUGGGGAUCCCACCGGGACGGGAAGGGGUGGAGAAUCAAUUUAUGGUAAAAAGUUUGAGGAUGAGAUAAAACCAGAAUUGAAGCACACGGGUGCUGGUAUCCUGUCCAUGGCAAAUGCUGGACCAAACACCAAUGGUAGCCAGUUCUUUAUUACUUUGGCACCAUGCCCUUCACUUGAUGGAAAACACACAAUAUUUGGACGAGUAUGCAGAGGAAUGGAGAUUAUCAAAAGACUUGGGAGUGUUCAAACAGACAACAAUGAUAGACCAAUCCAUGAUGUGAAGAUACUGCGGACAUCAGUAAAAGAUUGAUUUCGAGGAAGGAGUUAAUUUUCACUGACUGGUUGUUCUGCGAUACCGUCUUUCAACCGCACAUUGAUAAUGGAGCCAUAUUUGUAACUUUUGUAAUAUUGUGCAAUGGCGUUAGUAUCGUCUGAUGCAUGUUAUUGCCAGUGACUUCUCUUCGUCAGGAUUAUGUCAGCUUGGGACAAAUUUGGGGCAAUUUCAUGGCAUAUGAACUCAACAGGAUCUACUCUUGCAGUGAAUGUUAAUUUUUCUCCUGGGGUCGAAUAUGUCAGAUUUUGGUGUUUCGCCAGAAGAGCAGUGAAUACUAGUUCGAGCAAGACUUCGGAUUUGCGUGUUUA